Aspergillus ibericus CBS 121593 is the source of this 1530-nucleotide messenger RNA. RefSeq names its product pH-signaling protein PalC. Gene Ontology annotation, cellular component: plasma membrane. NCBI's taxonomy places the organism in Eukaryota, Fungi, Ascomycota, Eurotiomycetes, Eurotiales, Aspergillaceae. Bases 1 to 1530 code for a protein of 509 amino acids. The record is from RefSeq and is a predicted model, not a curated record. The transcript has 2 exons. Gene Ontology annotation, biological process: cellular response to pH.
AUGGUCUACGCCUUUCCCCUCCCGUCGACCUCUCAUCUUUCUUUUCAAACUUUCCUCACCUCCAGCACGCACCCUUCCCUCCCUCAGGCCGCUACCACCGCCCGUCAUGCCCUCCGACAAGCUCUCAAAACACACAAGCGGCUACCCCGCGGUCCGCAACAAGACGCCCACCUGCAGACUCUCUUGACCACCGUCACCAGCUACCUGCCCUACCUUCUCGCCCUCUCGCAUAGCCUCAGCUCCGACCCAUCCCCAUCCACAAUCACCGAAGAAAUCGAAAUCACCCUCCGCACCGAGAUCACAUCGUCCUGGCGCCCAACCCUCACCAACCCCACCACUCUCUCCCUGAAACAGCGUCCCUCUGCCACCCGCGUCAAUGGCCAAGGCCUCGACUUUGAAAUCGCCUUCGUCCUGUCCACUCUCAGCUACGUACUCAACGCCAUCGCCCGCAUCGGCGUCACCCGCACGCUCUACGCAUCCACAACCCCGACCCCGGAGCAGCGCACCGCCGCCAUCCAGACCGCUACCAAACACCUCCUCCAAGCCAGCGCCGUGCACUCGCUGCUCGCCUCCUCCCCUACAUUCGCCACCGUAUCCCGUUUCUUUGCUAAUGGAAAUGGAACUUCCUCCCUUCCGGACCUCGACCCCGCCACGCAAGCGGCCCUCUCCUGUCUUGCGCUCGCCGAGGCAACGCUCCUCGCAGUGCUGAAAGAUGAUUCCUACGUCGCGGCCUGUAUUCAGGCACGCAACCCCAAUGACAAGGACUGGAUGGUCCGAGCGCCGGAGAUCCCCAAAGUCCGGGCGCACCUGUUCGCCCGGUUGUGUAUCCGGGCUGCGGAGUAUGCGGAGCAGGCUGCCGCGGGGCUAGGGUCUGUACGCUCAGAGGGCAGGAUGGGUAUUGAUGAGGAUUUACUGGGAUAUACGCGGGUGCUGGGACGGGUUGCGCGGGCGCGUGCGUGUCGGUUCUUCGGGGUGGACGCAGAACUGUCCGGGAAGAUUGGGGAGGGCAUUGCAUGGCUGCGGGCGGCCAAGGGGGCGCUGGGGGUGAGAGGGGCUGGAUCUGGGGGAGAGGCGAAGGAGAAUACCAAGGGUCGGGGGCUGUCGAGGUUGAAGCAGGGGUGGAUGGAGCGGCGAGAGGAGAAACGGAUGGAGAAGGAUGCGGGGAGUCGGGACCGCACGGAGAAGGGCGCGCUAGGGCCGGGAGACAAUGCUGGCCGGGAGGAGGAGAGUCGCGUGAUUGAGAUGUUGGAGACGAAGUGGGUGCGAAUGAAUGACACGAUCAAUACUCAGUUGAUUCCGCCCUCGGCGGACCUGCUUGCGAACUUGCCCUCGGGCCGAGAUAUCCAUGCGCCGCCGGCACCGUAUAAGAUGUCGGCGCUGGACGAGGAGCAGCUGGUGCGCAUGCGUGCGCCGCCGCCGGAGGAUGACUUUGGGCCGGGCAGUGAGGAUGACAGUGAGGAAGAGGGCAGUGUGGCGCGCGUGUCUACUCCAGCGACGGUUCCUGAACGGAGUGAGAGUGCAUACUACUGA